UGUCUUAUGGGUGGAAACGCGCUGGACCCCGAGUCUCACGCAGCGGCGCGGCGGGGCUGUCUGUACCUGCAGCGGAGACACUUGAAUUGAUUUUAAAAGAAGAGAAAUGGAGGAGCCAUAGAACUUUAAGAAUGAAUUCAGGAAGGCCUGAGACCAUGGAAAACUUGCCUGCUCUCUACACUAUUUUCCAAGGAGAGGUUGCUAUGGUGACAGACUAUGGAGCCUUUAUCAAAAUCCCAGGCUGUCGGAAGCAAGGUCUGGUCCAUCGAACACACAUGUCAUCCUGCCGGGUGGAUAAGCCUUCUGAGAUAGUGGACGUCGGAGACAAAGUGUGGGUGAAGUUGAUUGGCCGAGAGAUGAAAAAUGAUAGGAUAAAAGUAUCCCUCUCCAUGAAAGUUGUCAACCAAGGGACUGGGAAAGACCUCGAUCCCAACAAUGUUAUCAUUGAGCAGGAAGAGAGGCGGAGGCGGUCCUUCCAGGACUACACGGGGCAGAAGAUCACCCUUGAGGCUGUCCUGAACACUACGUGCAAGAAGUGUGGCUGCAAAGGCCACUUUGCCAAAGACUGUUUCAUGCAACCAGGAGGGACCAAAUACUCUCUAAUACCCGAAGAGGAGGAAGAGAAGGGAGAGGCAGAGUCAGCAGAAUUUGAGAAACCUGACCCCACAAGGAAUUCUUCUAGAAAAAGAAAGAAGGAAAAGAAGAAAAAGAAACAUAGAGACAGGAAGUCCUCUGACUCUGACAGCUCAGACUCUGAGAGUGAUCCAGGCAAGAGGGCAAGGCGCGCGUCGAAAGACAGUAAAGCAGCGAAGAAGAAGAAGAAGAAGAAGAAGCAUAAGAAGAAGCACAAGGAGUGAGAGUAGAAAGAGUGGAGGGGUGGUUGAGUGGAUAGGGAGCCAGAGCCUUGGGACUGAAGCCCUGGCCCCAGGAAGGACUAAUGAGAAUGCGGCUCCCACCCACUGACUUGCCCCCAUGGGCGAUGGCUGCCCCUAAGGCAGCUUUGGGAGUCAGGGCUGGAGUGGCUGCCUGAGUUGAGUUGUUUUCUCCUAGUCCCUUUCCUAGUGGCCCCUGCCACCCCCUUAUUCAUUCACCCAACUUCCCGCCUCCAGCAGAAGUCCUGUUUCUCCAGCUGUCACUGCCAGAACGGAGUUCCUCUCCAGGGACCCCAGGUACUGCUGCACAGCUGCAGCCGUUGUCAUGGCGAACACAGUGGUUGGCCCCUGCCUGUUCGUCUGUCUUGGGCGGAUUGGCCGUGAUCUCUGCUCCAUGUAACGUGGGCACGGAGAGCCCGGCAGCAGGAAGAACACUGUGCCCGCUUCUCCCACUCCCCCAACAUGGCUCCACUAUGCUAGAAGUGAUGGCCAGUGACCACUGCCCGGGGAGGAUGACCUGCGGCGUGGACUAGCUCGGGUGUGACAUUUCACAGACCCCUGCACCAGACAGCUGAAGUCAGGACCACUGCUCCACGUGCUGCCUGCUACCGUGGGAGGGUUAGCUCCACUUCCGGUCUCUGCUUAAAUUCUUGGGACUAAAUGGAUGUGUGUUUGGUUUCAAAUUCACUUGAAGUUCCUAUUCCUAUAAUCUUUGUUCCUGUGUAACUUACAGACUUAAAGUCACUGAGCCUGCAUUUGUUGACAGAAAAACAUUUAAUAUGUUACUUUAGACCUUGGAGAGAGGCCCAGCUGAGGUACAAAGCCAGAGACACAGCAGGCCACAGCCUCCUUGGGAGAUCAGUGGAAGCUCUCCCUUCCGUUGUGAUCAGGUGACUCUUCCCCAGAGCUGGUACAGUCAAAACCUGUAGCCUGCAUGCCGGCAGGGUGCAGAGGCAGGGGCUCAGCAGUCAUCUUGCCCA
This is a messenger RNA of Tupaia belangeri chinensis (Chinese tree shrew), 1852 nucleotides long. It is a transcript of the gene ZCCHC17, whose product is annotated as zinc finger CCHC-type containing 17. Bases 132 to 857 code for a protein of 241 amino acids. The record is from RefSeq and is a predicted model, not a curated record. Gene Ontology annotation, molecular function: RNA binding; zinc ion binding. Lineage: Eukaryota; Metazoa; Chordata; Mammalia; Scandentia; Tupaiidae. Gene Ontology annotation, biological process: RNA stabilization. The transcript has 8 exons.